Molecule: messenger RNA, 2262 nt
Organism: Cladophialophora carrionii CBS 160.54
Lineage: Eukaryota; Fungi; Ascomycota; Eurotiomycetes; Chaetothyriales; Herpotrichiellaceae
Exons: 1
Coding region: 1-2262 (753 amino acids)
Biological process (GO): regulation of DNA-templated transcription
Cellular component (GO): nucleus
Molecular function (GO): RNA polymerase II cis-regulatory region sequence-specific DNA binding; DNA-binding transcription factor activity, RNA polymerase II-specific
Source: RefSeq, a predicted model, not a curated record
AUGGAAGAGCAGCCUGAGCCCAGUGUGGCAGAGCAGCAGCAGCAGCAAUCAUUUCCGUCGUCAAAGACACUCGGUAAGCGUACAUGGGACGAUUUUCUCGUUGAUACCAAGGAGAACGGGUCUGCUGUGAAUGUAGGUGCUUCGAGAAAACGGCAGCCACCGCAUAUGCGGCCGCAGCACCCAGAAUUGACGCCAUUUGGAACACCACAAGACUACUUCCAGUUCCCGCCAGUUACGGGACCACAGUAUUAUCAGCCUGCGCCGCUUACGGCGCCACAACAGUAUGAUCAGUUUUCGUCGGCUCUGCCACCGCAGCAUCCACCAUCUAGAGCGCCACAAUCUGAGCAAUUUACACUAGGUAGGGAGCCAUUGUUUGAGAAAUUUUUGAUAGAUACGGAACCACUUGACACAACAUCUACAGCACUAGAUUUUGAUGAAACGGACCCAGAUACGGCACCACCGCAUGAGGCCGUUGAUGCUGAGACUGUAAUGUUACGGGCCUUCACACAGGUGGUCCAUAGGCUCGAGGAUAGCAGCAACAUGCGGGCCGUACGGGAUACCAUUAUUGGUGCUUUUCCCGAAUAUGAAGCCGAGAUCAAUGCAUUGCUUGACGAAGAGUGGCCAUCGAUCGAGAAGUGUUACGAAAUGCAAUCGAAAUACGAUGAGAAAUGGAAAGAAUUCUGUGUGAAUGAAUGUGAAUUGUCUGGUCGUCCAGAGAAUGAGCUGUGUGAACCUUCGGGUGUACUGUGUGCGGGUGUAUUGAUUCAACUCAAUCACCCUACUUUCGACUGUGUGAAAUUGCCUGAAAAGGUACUAGAGCAUCCUGCUCAAACCAUAGCACGACUUGUCGCGAUGGGCAUAUCUGCAGAGAACUGUCUAGUUUUCGACACGUACUCUCGUCGUGAAGCGGUACGAGAGCAAAACGGUAAAAGGACUGAGCUGACCGUGCCCGAUUACUAUUCAGACGAGCUCAAGAGUGUGCACCAAGAGUUUGCCGAAUGGCUCUGGGUAAACUCUGCUGGCAAGGUUUUGCUGCUCGCAGGUAAGUUGAAUCACAACCGUUUCAAGCAGCGGAUAAGUAUGCUCCGCCACGUGCAGCUUGAGGAAAGAGUUUCCGUGCAAUGCGGUUUACUUUGGAACGGCAAGAAGCUAUGCAAGAUCGUGGUCCAAAUCCACCACCCGGAGUAUGUCAACAGGACACCAGAUUACCAGGCCGUGUACAACGUCAUAUUCGACUUUGCAUUCAGCCUCUGUCGAUUGCGCCUCGACAACCCACUGGUCAGCCAUGACGACGACGGCAAAGUACAACAGAAGCUUGGCGCCUUCUUUGUUCGCAUCCCCAGGUCGACAGACUGGCGUGCCGACGAAGAUACCACCCUCAGGCUGCUUAUUGCUAACCGCACAAUGAAAGUCGCGGAGAUGGCCUCUUUUCUUCCUGGUCGUACCGCGAGUUCUAUACAGGCGAGAAUAUGCGUCCUCAAGCUAGGGGCGCCGCGAUCACCCAAAUGGACUGACGAGGAAGACGCUAAACUGAAGCGUCUUCGAGAGGCCGGCACGGCGUUCGAGGACCUGCAUGGCGAGUUUCCUGGUCGCUAUCUCAGCAACAUAAAGGCGAGGGCCAGGGAGCUUGGCAUCCAAGGUAUUUUUUCUCCGUGGACUGAGGAGGAAGAUGCCAAACUCAAGAAGUUGUACGGGACGGGAAUUCAGUACGAUGCUAUGGCCACCAAUUUUCCGGGUCGUAGCGCCACGGCGCUGGCUGGGAGGGCGCAAUCACUAGGUAUCACAAAGGAGGCUAACACUCCGUGGACCGACGCAGAAGAAGCUAAACUCAGGCAACUGAGCAAGACCAAGAUGACUUACGAUGAAAUGGCUGAACAGUUUCCCGGCCGCACCGGCCCCGCUUUGUCUGCCAGGGCAUUCCAACUUGGCAUCUCGAGGAGGCAAAAACAUGUUCCCUGGACCGAUGAAGAAGAUUCCAGACUCAGAAAGUUCCACGCAGAUGGCGUGGAAAACAAGGAUAUGGUCGAACAUUUCCCCGGCCGGAACCGUGAUAUGAUCCGCACUAGAAUGACCAAACUCGGCCUAAGAAAGAAGGCGACCUUCAAGCGCUGGACUCCCGAGCAAGACGAGGAACUCAAGAAACGCUGGCCGGACAAGAGUCAAUCAUGGAGUGAUAUGGAAGAGUUUUUUGGUAAAGAAAAGUUCUCUCUCCGGAAUCGAGCAAGGGCGCUUGGGCUGGCGAACGUAGCUGGUCGUCGAUAG